UGAAAAUUUUCUAAGAAUUUAAAACUUUAAAACCAUGUUCAAAGAAUUAAAAAAAUGGAGUGAGCGUAUUAUAUCACGCUUACGACAUUCCUCAUCUACCUCUAAUACCGUAUACGAAGCAGAUAAUACAUUAGAAACAAUUGAUCCAAGAGAAUUACCGAGACCAUCACGUGAUCCAUCAGUAAAUAUUAAAGGAUUUUUUGCAGAUGAAACAUCGAUUGAUAGAGAGUCACCAAUUAUGGACAACAACAAUACUCUUAGCGAUUUAAAUGAUAACAAUGGAACAAUAUACAAAUCACAAACAAAAAUAGAUUCAGAUUAUUGUAAUUGUUACAAUUGUAAAAUAUUAUUUAAUGAGUAUGCAGAAUGUGCUAUUUGUACCGAACCAUUGCAAUCAUCCACCGCAGUAAUUUCACACAAUGAAGGGGGUGGUAUAAGUGAAUGUAAUUCAUGUGGUAACAUAUGCUGUUAUCAAUGUUCACAAAAAUUAACAAAAUGUGCCUUUUGUCGUCAACCAUACAUACACAAUUCAUUUCCAAUGUUCUUAAAUGAUCGUAUACGAAGUUUGGCAUUCGAACGUUUAUUAGCUAAAAUCAAAUUACCAUGUCGUAAUGCAAGGUAUGGCUGCAAAGAAUACUUAACAUUAGACGUACGUUUAGAGCAUGAAAUCAAUUGUCCAUAUUCGCCACUUGGUUGUCCCUACUGCAGUUGGCAAGGUGAAGGUACAAACAUUAUCCAACAUUUACGUGAUACACAUAAAAUUUCAGUAGUGCCAGCAAAUGGUAUUGAUAUGGAAAUUAAUGAUUUUCGUGCCAAAUUAAAAGCUGCAAAUGAUAAAUGUCGCCGAUAUUGUAUAUCAUUAUUGUGCCACGGUAACAUAUAUGUGUGUAAAGUAAACAUGCAUAAGAAUAAAUUAAAAUUAUGUUUUCAUCAAAUCGAUGGUAAUUUUUUCAAUAAUUUUCAACAUAAUAGUGGUGAUAAUCGUAAAUUUGCAGCUUGGAUUGAAAUUAGUAGUGCAUAUAAAACGUUAAAAGGUAUACUACCGAUAUUAAAAAGUAAACAUUCAAUUAUGAAACAAUUAGAAAUACCAUGUGAUUCAUUGUUUGCUCAUACGAAUAAUUGUAAUAAAAAAAUUGAUAAUAAUUUAAUACGAAUUUCAAUUACCAUACGACAAUUUCUUGUGUAAUAAAAAGAAUUCUCUGUUUUAAAACUGUAGAGAUUAUAUCUUUAAUUUAACAUUAAAUCACAGGCGUCGGCAACCUACGACGAAUUUUUGAUUUUCGCACUAUAGUGGCUUCCAGUUUCACGACACUGCAAUGAAUUUAAAUAAAAUUUUUUACUUUAUUUCAACGUUGUAGUAAUGAAUAUAGGCAGAAUACAGCGACAUUAUUUUCCAAACGAUUUUUAUAAUUAAUUACUGAGCGUGUCGUUCUCUCAAUUUUAUCAUUUAACACUUGCGCAGUAUAUUUCGAAGUAGCAAAAAUGAUAUAAAAAUAAAACAGAACCGAAAGGCCUUUUAAUAAUUACAUUUUCUCGACUAAAAUGGUUGCCAACGCCUUUAUUAGGGCAUUCCAAUAAGAAUAAAAUAUAUAUAUAUUUAUGAUUUUGAUGACUUUAACCAACGGAGACAAUUAGCGUUUACUUCUUUUGAAAUAUACGAUAUUUGGCGAGAGUCGAGCCCAUGACCUCCUAAACUAUUUUUAAGGCAUUAUAAUGUAUGAAGUAAGAAGAGCUUUUUUAUUGACGUUCUUAUGUAUAAGGCAAAGAUAGACACUUCAGACAAUUUAUUGUGUGUGAUGACUUAAGUCGGCUGUCGUCACGUAUACACACAAACAACUAAUAAAUGAUAUGAUUGCGUGCGCAUCACAAACAAUAAAUUGUCGCAAGAGUCUCUCUUUGACUUAUACGUAAGAACGCCCAUAAAAACUCUUCUUACUUCAUAUAUUAUAAUAGCUAACGAGAUGCUUUACAAACGGUAAAUAGAUCAAGAACUUCUUCUAUAUUUAUUUAUAAUAACCAAAUAUUCUCAAAGUAUGUAUUGACUUAUCGGUAAUAAAUGAUCUUAGUGAAUUAAACAAAAGGGUAGUGAUAGAGAUAUCAUGUUAAAUAUGAUCUCUAUUUCAUUAAAAAAUAUAUCGUUCUUAUUGGAGUACUUUUUUUAAGAAUUUGAUCACAAAGACUCACUAUUUCAAUUAAGUUGAGAACGAAAGGAAGUUAAAGAAAGCAUCCAUUUCACUAAAAUUGUGUUUUUAGUGGAUAUGUUCGCUGACCUCUUCUAAAUGAAGAAAUUUUUCCCGUUUUCAAGAAAACGCAUGCGUAUAACGUUCUUGUAAAACUGUUCUUAUUAUACAGAAUGGUUAAGACUAUAACAGCAGGAGUUAAUCAAAUGGUAGUUAACGUUAAAAUAAUGAAAAUUUCUCUAUACUUAUAGCCGGAAUAAAGAUUCGACAUUUUCGUUCUUUUAAAUUUAAUGGGUUUUUACUUUGACCCAAGCA
Molecule: messenger RNA, 2495 nt
Organism: Chrysoperla carnea
Lineage: Eukaryota; Metazoa; Arthropoda; Insecta; Neuroptera; Chrysopidae
Exons: 4
Coding region: 35-1186 (383 amino acids)
Cellular component (GO): cytoplasm
Molecular function (GO): zinc ion binding; ubiquitin protein ligase activity
Source: RefSeq, a predicted model, not a curated record